Molecule: messenger RNA, 1209 nt
Organism: Ustilaginoidea virens
Lineage: Eukaryota; Fungi; Ascomycota; Sordariomycetes; Hypocreales; Clavicipitaceae
Exons: 2
Coding region: 1-1209 (402 amino acids)
Biological process (GO): attachment of GPI anchor to protein; proteolysis; protein localization to cell surface
Cellular component (GO): GPI-anchor transamidase complex
Molecular function (GO): GPI-anchor transamidase activity
Source: RefSeq, a predicted model, not a curated record
AUGAAGUUUCAUGGCGUUCAUUACCCGUCGACCGUGGCCAGGGCGGCCAUGAUGGCCAUGGUCUUGUUUUCAUCAACCGUUCUGUCGGAACACACCAGCAACUGGGCCGUCUUGGUCUGCACAUCUAGAUUUUGGUUCAACUAUCGGCAUCUUGCAAACGUGCUCUCGAUCUACCGAACCGUGAAACGGCUUGGAAUUCCCGACUCGCAAAUCAUCCUUAUGCUGCCCGACGACAUGGCCUGCAACCCACGCAAUGCUUUCCCUGGUACGGUGUACAGCAAUUCGGACAGAGCUGUCGAUCUGUACGGGGACAACAUCGAGGUCGACUACCGCGGCUACGAAGUCACUGUCGAGAACUUUAUCCGUCUCCUGACCGACCGUGUCGGCGACGAGAUGCCCCGCAGCAAACGUCUCUUGACAGAUGAGCGAAGCAACAUUCUGGUGUACAUGACUGGGCACGGCGGCAACGAGUUCCUAAAGUUCCAGGAUGCCGAAGAGAUUGGAUCGUUUGACCUGGCAGAUGCUUUUCAGCAGAUGUGGGAAAAGAAAAGAUACCAUGAAAUUCUCUUCAUGAUCGACACCUGCCAGGCAAACACCAUGUAUAGCAGGCUGUACUCCCCAAACAUCAUCGCCACCGGCUCGUCCGAGCUCGACCAAUCAUCAUACUCUCAUCAUGCCGACAACGACGUUGGAGUUGCCGUCAUUGACCGAUAUACGUACUACAAUCUGGAAUUUCUAGAAAAUCAAGUCAAGGACUUGAACAGCGGGAAGACGGUGGGCGACCUCUUUGACAGCUACGAUUACGAGAAAAUUCAUUCCCAUGCUGGCGUGCGAUACGACCUUUUCCCCGGCGGCGCGGACGGCGCUCGAAGUCGCCUCAUCACGGACUUUUUCGGCAACAUCCAAAAUGUUGAAGUGGACCGUGAUGCCAGCUCCGCGCUGGAGGAGCAGUUGCUUUCGCUGAGCAGAUCCAUUACAUUCUUGCGGCAAAAGGAGGCUGAGGAGGGUGCCUCGCCACGCAACAGCAACAACAACAGAGACAACAACAACAACAACUACAACAAGACAACGUCUUCAGAGUCGGAGACCAAGAUUCAAAGCGCUACUGUCCUGACGAGUGACAAAUGGUGGACAAAAAAGGUCAUUGGCGCUAGCGCCCUUGCAGGGUCCGGCUUGCUUUGGGGUGUUGGCUCCUUGUUGAAAAUUUAA